UUUACCGGCCUUUUUCCACAUCAUCGCGUCUCAUUUUGUUUUCGUCACUCCGUGUUACUUUAUGGUUGUCCAGUCAACAAGAAACACGUGCAUUGUAUUUCUAACCUAAUCUGCCCUGGAUUAUUUUCUAGCUAUCCGUAGCUGGAUGCAGCUGCGCUGCUAGUUUUCAGCUGCUGUAGUUUUAUGCGUAUAAAUUUAAGCAUUUUAUCGGAGCAGCUUUCACGCCUCUUGGUGAAAUAGUGCUAAGAUUUCAGCUAACAUAUGGUCAGCAUCGCUCCUGCAAUACUAGACAUGCCAUAACCCAAUUAGCAACCUAGCCGAUUGAGCGUUAUAUCGGCGGUCUACAGUCAAUUAGCCGUUUAGCUAACGUGCUGCUUUGCCAAAACAAUGGAAGACUCUGGUAUAAAGAAGCAGAACUGGGACGUAAAGGAAACGGAAUUGUUCCUUGAAAUCCUCAAGGAGCUGGACAUUAAGAAAUGCCUGGAUGGGAGGAAAGUGAGGAAUAACAAACUCUUUAAGGUGGCUCACAGGAGAAUGACAGCGGCCGGUUAUCACAGAUCUGUGGAUCAGUUGAAGUUUCGCUGGAAACUUCUAAAAAGUGCUUAUUACAAGUUUAAGCGUGAGCCUGACUCCCCAGCCCCAACUAAACUACAGGGCUGGUGGCGGUAUGAGAAAGCAAUGAUCGCUAUCAUGGAGGCCAGACGCCCUCUGGUUGCAGCUGUGGUCAAAUCGGACAGAAAUGAUGAGCAGACGGAAGACUCGGAUGGGGAUGCGUUGUUGCUGCCCUGGCCGCAGCACUGCCCGGACAAUACCAGUCAGAACCUGGAUUUAAUUAUCAAAAUGGACCCCGAGAUGGACUCACAGCUGAAGAUCGGCUUCAUCGGUGCAGGGAACAUGGCUUUUGGCAUUGCAAAGGGCAUCUUGUCUGGAAGUGUUCUUCCUGUAAACGUCAAAGUGAGCGCUCCCUCUGCCAGGAAUCUGGGACGCUUUCAGGAGCUUGGCGUAGCUGUAAGUCACUCCAACGUUGAGGUGGUUUGUGGAUCAGAUGUGGUCUUCGUCGCCGUUAAACCUCACCUGGUUCCACUUGUUCUGACCGAGAUCUCGCAGCACAUCACCGACAGACACAUCAUUGUGUCGGUUGCAGCAGGAAUUACGUUGGCAACAUUAGAGGAGCUCCUUCCUGAGAAUUCAGUUGCCAUCCGGCUGAUGCCAAACCUCCCAUGUGUGGUUCAGGAGGGGGCCCUCCUGUUUGCUAGGGGAUCCCAUGCAAAACAGGAGGACGGCGCUCUGCUUCGCUCCCUGUUGCAUCACUGCGGGUUGGUGGAGGAGGGGCCUGAAGCCUGGAUUGAUAUCCACACGGGGCUGAGUGGGAGCGGAGUCGCUUUUGUUUACCUUUUUGCAGAAGCUCUGGCAGAAGGAGCUGUUAAAAUGGGCAUGCCAAGCGCUCUAGCUCAUAGCAUCGCAUCUCAGACUGUUCUGGGUGCUGGGAGGCUGUUACGUGAUUCGGGGAAGCAUCCAGCUCAACUUCGCUCUGAGGUCUGCACACCAGGGGGGACAACCAUCUACGGGCUUCACACGCUGGAACAGGGAGGCGUGAGGGCGUCAACCAUGAGCGCGGUGGAGUCGGCCACCGAGAGAGCCAGGGAGCUUGGACGAAAGUCUGCAGCAGGCAGCAGGAAGUGAUGCGUUGCCUUUUAAAAACUCUGGUUGAACUUGAACUGAAAAAAAGCCUCAGAACAAACAGAUUUUAUUCUUUUUGCUCAAUGUGGAAAUCAAAGACAAAAAAGGACUGAAGCACAUUUUUUUUUAUUUAAUUUUCUUUCCCUUUAACUUUUCCUUAAAUAAGUGCUGUUUACACUCUGUUUUUGAGCAGAAGAGUUUAAUGUGAACAAUUUAUUUUGACAAGGUCUCCUGUGAUCUGCAGUUUUAAGAGAUUUUGUGUUUUUUUUGUGCACACUAUUAUAUUUUUCCUCAAUUUAUUUAAGACAGUAAUACCAGUAAGGUAGCACUAUGGUUUGACAAGCUAGUAUUGUGAAUCAUGUUCACAGAAAGUUGCAGAGCCUUCCAUUUUAGUCACGUUUGCUCCACAGUACUGUGCAAAAGUCUUAAACCACUCCUCAUUUCUUUAUAUAUUGCCAAGAAAACAUUAAACAAGUGCAGCUGUUUACUGUUAGACCAGUUUUCUUAUGUUUUCUUUGAGUAGUCUUGAGGAAAUGUUCUCCAGGUUUCUUGGAGGACUUUCCAAAGCUCUUUUUUUUGGGAUGUUUUCUGAUUUUGGUCCCACACUGCUUCAAUAAUGUUGAAGUUCAGAUUCUGGAGAGGUUUCAUCCCUCCAUCAGAACUAUUGCCUGAUUUUUCAGUCCAGUUCUUGUGUCAUGUGACAUACCUCAGCUUUUUCUGUCUGUUUCCCUUCAUUAAGAAUGACUUCUUGACAGCCAUCCUUCCAUGGAGACAUUUCUGAUCAGGCUUCAGCCAACAGUAGGUGGAUCAACUGAAGGUCCAGAUGCAUCUCUCAUUUCCUUGAUCGGGUCUUUGCUGUAUUUGUUUCUAUUUCUUCAGGAUAUCACUUGCUGUAUAUAGUUAUUUAUUCAGUCCUGAUGCUUUUCCUUUUGUCCUCCAGUUAUCCAGUUUUUCCUCAGAUGUUUUAAGGACACCAUGCUGAGAUAUGCUUUGUCUGAUAAUAACUCCUUGUUGCUUUUUGGUAUUUUUCUGGGACGCAUUUUAGGAAGUAGAGAUGAUGUGUCUUUGUCAUGCUGCUAGUAACAAAGUGCCUAAAGACCCUAUUUAAAUUUACUUCUUUGCUAAGUUGUCUUAUGUGUGAACACAACACUGGUUCAUCCCCUGAGUUAGGUGCCUUCUUUUAUAUUUUAAUGAUUCAUAGAUUAGUAUUUAGUGGCUUAAGAAAAACACACUCCACUAAAAAAGGAUAAGUACAAGGACUGGACUGAAAAAUGAUUGAAAAGUAGCAAAUAUCCAAAGAAAACUUUUAAAAAACCUAAAAAAAACCUGGAAAGCUAUUGUUCAAUCCCAUUUUAAAAUAAUAUAAGACAAUCUGGAUGUUCAGAAGCAGAAUAUAAGAAAAAGGGAUUGGAUCAUGAUUUUUGCAUAGUCCUGUUAUCACAGAGGAAGAAAAUGAUAAGAAAAUUAGUUUAUACAUCCAAAAAAGUACCAAAUAUGAACAUAUGACCUUUUCUGGAUUAUAAUGUGCAUGUAAUGUAAAGUCUCAAGUGGAAGUUAAAUUUGUGGAUGUCUUAAAAUCAUAAUGAUCACAUACGUUAUUUGACCAAAAGAAGCAUAAAAUUACAUUUUUGUAUAAUGACGGUUGUGCAGCUGCGCUGUGAUAAUCUAAGAUGUAGGAAAUAUCUAGUUCAUGACACAAUGUGUUGAAAAAUGUGUAGGAAUUACUCACCAAGUGUGUAGGAUGGAUUUUCAUAAAGUGUCAUUUUAAUAAACUUUGUCUUUGCAUUGCCUUUUUUAUGUUGAAUUAAUUUGAGGUUUUAAAGUCAGCCUGUGGCAUGUGGAUGCAGAAAUGAUUAACUAGAAAUGUACACAUACGCAUAAAAUAGAUAAAAUAAAUCAUCAGAUCAGUGUGAAAGUUCAAACUUGAGUUUUCCAACUUUAAAAGUUAUUUAAUAAAGUCUUUCUUGCAAAGUUGAGUUGUAAAACAAAGACAGGCAACUGAAAAAGAUAAAUGUACCAAACAAUUACAUCAUGUUGCUGCUAGGUUCACAUUUCAGUCUUAUCAAUAUUAAAUGCUAUAAUCAUAAUAAAAAUAGGUUUAAGUAAAUAAUAAAUGGAAGUUAGAUAAUUGUGUACAACUUAAGAGGUAUAAAUAUAAGUCCAGCGUGCAGCUAAAGGUUGUUUUACAGGACUGAGGGUGGAAAAAUACUGAAAGUCGUGUUUUAAAUAACCAUUCAUUCGUUUUUUGAUGCUGUAAAUACCAAAGUGUCAGAAACGCCAGUGCCGAUCACAUUUAGCCUCACUGUGAUUCAUAACUGCGUUUCAGUCCAUUCAUUCAGCACAGGACACGAGGCACCAUUCUCGAUUCAUAACCCCCUCCCCCCUCCCCCCUCCUCCAAGAUCACACAAUCGUCCUGCUCCUUGCUUCCUCCUCCUCCUCCUCCUUCUUCCCGUUGUCACUCUCGGCUGAAGAAACACGCGUUUUAUCCACCGACCUGCGUCACAUCGACUUUACAGAAAACAAAGCA
This is a messenger RNA of Melanotaenia boesemani (Boeseman's rainbowfish), 4208 nucleotides long. RefSeq names its product pyrroline-5-carboxylate reductase 3 (gene pycr3). Lineage: Eukaryota; Metazoa; Chordata; Actinopteri; Atheriniformes; Melanotaeniidae. The transcript has 7 exons. Gene Ontology annotation, molecular function: pyrroline-5-carboxylate reductase activity. Bases 388 to 1683 code for a protein of 431 amino acids. Gene Ontology annotation, biological process: L-proline biosynthetic process. The record is from RefSeq and is a predicted model, not a curated record.